CCUUGAUAAUGGAUCGUGUUGUAGUGUCUGUUUGUGUUGUUCUGGCUUGCUGCAUCCCUGUCAGCCGCACUUGCCCUGUUCAGCCAGGAGUCAGUGUCGAGAGAAUCAGCCAGAUCUUGGACGAGGCUAAACGGCGCAACGGCAGCGGCACCAUGUUUCUGGAAGGGUUUGGCCGCGGCCCAUCCACCAAGAGGUUCCUGGUUGCGGAAUGGCCGCCGAACACUGCGAUCAUGCGAGCGCCAGAAAGUGGCACACUUCUCAUUCUUUGCAACACCAGCCACAACACGAACAACAUGCAGGUGUCUCACAUUGAAAUUCCGCCGGCAUUUACAUACAACGGUAUUCAGGUCGCUGUUCCUACGCUGGGUAUAUUCCGAGAGCCACACGAUGAUGUGAACUACUGUUGCAACUGCAGCAGGAAAUUCAGUCCCGGGGAGAUCGUACCGCGCCGGUGGCUGGUGCCCGAGUACAACCUGGCGUCCGGUGCGUUUUCCAUCGCGUUAGAGAAUUUUUCCUACGUCUAUACCGGUUUGUACGAGUGCCUGCGUUCCAACGGGAGCCAGCUGGUAGUGACACAGCGGUAUUGGGUCAGCGCCACCCUCUUCCGCCACAACGUCUUCCAUCCGCCCAUGAAAAACCUCAGCGUCCGCUACGGCGACCCAGCGGAGAUGGUCUGCGCGGUACGCUUUAAUUUCCUUCCCGGAUACCUCAAAACGCGCUUCCUGUGGCGCCGGGAAAGCUACUUGCUGAUGGCCAAAUCCAUCCAACAGGUGGCCGAUAAGACCCGAGCGUGGUGGGACUUUAAGGGAAUCUUCCAUUUCGGCGUGGUGGAUCAGUGUCGGUGCAACUCGACAAUGCGAAUCGACAGUGUCACCUGGAAAGACGCCGGUCCCUAUGAAUGUUGGUUCCGCAUCAACGAUCGUUUGGACGAGUGGAUCCUUCAGGAAGCCUAUCUGCACGUUAUCUAAGUGCAGAGCCAUUAUGCAGCUGUCGUUUCGGCAACUGGCCACUAUGCGGCUAUCGUUUCGGCAACUGCGUGUA
Molecule: messenger RNA, 1041 nt
Organism: Paramacrobiotus metropolitanus
Lineage: Eukaryota; Metazoa; Tardigrada; Eutardigrada; Parachela; Macrobiotidae
Exons: 3
Coding region: 9-968 (319 amino acids)
Source: RefSeq, a predicted model, not a curated record